CACUGGAAAUCUGUCUAGUAAUCCUCGCCUUCUUUUGUCUAUCUGAAGCAUUUAACCCCUUUGUGCCCAUUUUUACGCCCAGCCCAGCCCCUCUCCAGCCCUACUCCUCACCCACGUGCCACCCUUCCGCCGUGCUAUGCCCCAUCGCUGCCACCGUCCCGUCCUGGAGUCAUGCCCGUCCCCGAGAUGGCUCUGACCCCCGUCAAGUCUCUGUACUGGGAGGUGUUCCCGGCCAUGCCCACGCGGCGGGUCUACUGCGCGCCGCUGCUCCACCGGGGCCUGCUGUACGUGCUGGGCGGCUGCAGCGAGAGCGGCCUGCCCCUGGACGCCGCCGAGGCGCUGGACCUGGAGAGCCAGCGCUGGUGCCCGCUGCCGCCGCUGCCCACCGCCCGCGCGGGCGCCACCGCCGUGGUGCUGGGCGGCCAGCUGGUGGUCAUGGGCGGCAUGGACGCCCAGCAGAGCCCGCUGGCGUCGGUGGAGGUGUACAACAUCGACGAGGGCAAGUGGGAGAGGAAGGCCGGGCUCGGGCACCCGUCCAUGGGCAUCACAGCCGUGGAGAAAGAUGGGAAAGUGUAUGCUCUAGGAGGGAUGGGUGCAGACACAUCUCCCCAGGCCCUGGUGAGGGUCUAUGAGCCAGCCAAGGACCAGUGGCUUCCCCUCGCCACUAUGCCAACGCCCCGCUAUGGAGCCGCCUCCUUCCUGCGCGGGAACAAGAUCUACGUGCUGGGUGGUCGUCAGGGUAAGAUGCCCGUGACGGCGUUUGAGGCCUUCGACCUGGAAGUGAAGAGCUGGACGCGCUUCCCCUGCAUCCCCAGCCGCAGGGCCUUCUCCAGCUGCGCGGCCACUGAGCGCUGCUUCUACAGCCUGGGGGGCCUCCAGCAGCCCGGCCCCCACAAUUUCUACUCGCGGCCGCACUUCGUCAGCACCAUGGAGGAGUACGACACCGAGCAGGGUGUUUGGCUGAAGCCUACGCGGAGUUCACGCAUGAGGGAGAAGCGGGCAGACUUUGUGGCCGGCUGUCUCGGAGGCAGGGUCAUCGCUGCAGGUGGAUUAGGUAACGAGCCCUCCCCGCUGUCCUCGGUGGAGAGCUACAACCAGGUGAAGCGGAGAUGGGAGUAUGUGGCGCCGCUCCCCAGCCCCCGCUGCUCCUGCGCCUCCCUCCAGACUCCCAGCAUGCUCUUCCUCAUCGGCGGCGUCUCGCAGGGCCCCAGCGACGCCGUGGAGGCCCUCUGCAUGAGAGAGAGCGUCUGACGCAGACGUCCACGGGCCACACACACUGGACGGGAGAAGGACGGGACGCCAGAGUGCAGCUCUCGCUCUCGCUCGUAACACGCCUCUGCGGCAGUGUGUGUCUGAUGACAGAGAAGGGCAACCCCACAGAAGGGACUUUGGAACUUUUUCUUCAGAACAGUGCUGAAAAUAAGAUGGCGUAACAAAGGACCGCGACCCCCCUACUACCACCUUUUGACUCUCUAGGACUUUUUGGGGAGUGUCACACAAGCAAGAAAGCAAGCAAGCAAAAAAUCAACAAAGAAAUAAAUAAAGUAGUCCCUUCCCAAAAUACAGAGAGACAACAUUAUGGACGCCUUUGAACUGCAAGGCACUUUUCAGGAUCAAAGCAGGGUACUUUUCUGGAAAAAAACUCAAAGGAACUAAGGGCCAUAUCUAUCCACAAGCCACUGCAGAGGCUGUCAACAGUGGCAGCUUUAGCACUUUUUUCUAUUACCUGAGAGAAACAGAAAACAAGGAAAAAUUAAGGGAAAGGUUGUGAUGAAGAAACAAAAGAAGUUUGAGUGUGUGCUUGUGUACAUGUGUGUGUGUGUGUGUGUGUGU
This is a messenger RNA of Sardina pilchardus (European sardine), 1833 nucleotides long. RefSeq names its product kelch domain containing 8B (gene klhdc8b). The transcript has 5 exons. NCBI's taxonomy places the organism in Eukaryota, Metazoa, Chordata, Actinopteri, Clupeiformes, Clupeidae. Gene Ontology annotation, molecular function: protein binding. Bases 172 to 1251 code for a protein of 359 amino acids. The record is from RefSeq and is a predicted model, not a curated record.